Perkinsus marinus ATCC 50983 is the source of this 294-nucleotide messenger RNA. RefSeq lists its product as hypothetical. The annotation marks the transcript as partial. The record is from RefSeq and is a predicted model, not a curated record. The transcript has a single exon. Lineage: Eukaryota; Perkinsozoa; Perkinsida; Perkinsidae.
GUCUGUUCACCUUGGUUACCCGAUUUCAAACCUGAUGAUCCUUCUACGUGGGGUGGCUCUCAUUACGAUUACUACUACAUGGUUCUUAUCGCUUUCUGCGUCCUGGGUGCCGUCGGUAGUCUAGCGCUGAUUCCGUACUUUAACAGAGUCGCCGCGGCCAACUUGGGUGUUGCUCAGAAGGAUGUGAAGCAAAUGAAGGAGGGUGAUGCUGAUUCGGUUAUCGAUGGUUUUGAUGGAGAGUCGUCGAAGUCUGCCGUGAAGUCCGAUCGUGUUGCUGUUGAUUUGGAAGGUUAA